CGCUGCUGCGCGGCGCCGGGCUAGGCUGGUGGAGGGGUUGGAGGCCCUGGUGGUAGGGGCGUGUGAGCUGGGACCACUAGGCUGGGAUCCGAGCGGGGCCAAGAGCCGGCAGCCGGCAGGGGUCAGGGCGCUUGGACGGCGGGAUCGAAGGGGGCUGGCGCUUGAAGGCCCCGGCGGAUUCUCGGGAGGUACCGCUGCGCGGGGAUGGGCCGGGGUGAGCCCCGCAAGCGCAGGGCUACCAAGGGGCGGGUGAGGACCUUGUCGCCCUGUAGGAACAGGCUCGCCCGGGUUAGUUGAGGUUCUGGGCUUGAUUCGUGACGGAACCGUGCGUACGUGACUGUGUGGCACCGCAGAGACCGCUGUCUACUGGAUACCGCCUCAUCACCAAUCAAUCCUUGCUUGGAGGCCAGGCCGGCGGCUGCCUUCCUUUUUCCUCUUAUGACGCGUGCCCGGUCGGCUCAUCUUUUCAUCGAGGCAUUCCUCGCGAUAUUACCGUAAGUGGUUUCUCAGUGAAGAGGGGAUGCCCAGAUAGAAGGCAAGGACCCCAGAGGGUGGCUGUCCGGCCGGUCCAGCACCAUGCACACACUUGUUUUCCUCAGCACACGUCAGGUGCUUCAGUGUGAGCCAGCUGCCUGCCAGGCCCUGCCCCUGCUGCCCCGAGAGCUCUUCCCCCUGCUGUUCAAGGUGGCUUUCAUGGACAAGAAGACGGACGUGCUGCGUGAGCUGGUGUACUCGUGGCCCUUCCCGCUGCUUAGCUUCCAGCAGCUGCUGCAGGAGUGUGCCCACUGCAGCCGAGCCCUGCUGCAGGAGCGGCUCAGCACGGAGAGCAUGCAGGCUGUGAUCCUGGGGCUGACCGCCCGGCUUCACAACCCAGAAGUGGAGGCAGGCACACAACCUUCCUGCAGGAAGCAGGCACUGCGGGUACUGGACAUGACUGGUCUCCUGGAUGACGGAGUGGAGCAGGAUCGUGGGACCAUGAACGUGUGGGACUGCGCGGCGGCCGUGGCCAGAAUAUGCAUUGCUCAGCAGCACGGUGGGGGUGUGGAGCCGGGGCUGGCCCCCGUCCCCGUCCCCGUGGAAGUCCGCGUCGACCUCCGGGUAAACCGGGCCUCCUACACAUUCCUUCGUAAGGCACUCCAGAGCAGUGCGGACAGCCCGCUGCGGAUCUGCUGCCGGGACCUCCGGGCUGAAGAUCUGCCCAUUCACAACACUAUGGCCCUGCUGGAGGUUUUGGAUGCGGGCUGCCUGCGCCGUAUAGACCUGCGCUUCAAUAACCUGGGGUUGCGUGGCCUGUCUGUCAUUAUCCCACACGUGGCCCACUUUCACCACCUAGCUAGCCUGAGACUGCACUACGUGCAUGGGGACUCAAGGCAGGCUUCCGUGGAUGGUCUGGAUAACUUUCGCUACUUUCUGGCUCAGAUGGGCCGCUUCAUCUGUCUUCGGGAGCUCAGCAUUGGCUCUUCUCUCCUUUCCGGCAGGCUGGAUCAACUGCUCAGCACCCUGAAGAGGCCCCUGGAAAGCCUAGAACUGGGCUUCUGUGCACUGUUGCCUGAGGACCUGCACUUCCUGGCUCAGAGCUCUCACGCUGCCCACCUUAAAAAGCUGGAUCUGAGUGGCAAUGACUUGUCAGGGGACCAGCUGACCCCCUUCCAGGAUCUGCUGCAGGCCGUAGCGGCCACACUGCUGCAUCUUGAGCUGACCGAGUGCCAUCUCGCUGAUGCUCAGCUCUUGGCCACACUGCCCACCCUGACUCGCUGUGCCAGCCUCCGCUACCUUUGUCUCUAUGGCAAUCCUUUGUCUACAGCAGGACUUAAAGAGCUGCUUCAGGACUCCGCGGUACAGGCUGAGCUGCGCACUGUGGUGCACCCCUUCCCUGUGGACUGCUAUGAGGGCCUUCCUUGGCCGCCGCCUGUCUCUAUCCUUCUGAAAGCCUCCAUCAAUGAGGAGAAGUUUGCCCGUGUAGAGGCUGAGUUGCACCAGCUGCUGUUAGCUUCGGGCCGUGCCCAUGUACUCUGGACCACAGACAUCCAUGGGCGGCUGGCUGCAGACUAUUUCAGCCUCUGAUCUCUAGGGUUUUGGUGAGGUCAAGAGCCUUUGGGACCCUGCAGGAGGCCUGACACAAAGGCCCUCGCCUUAGGUUUCCUGCAGAGUCUGCCUUGCUCCUGAGUAUACCUUGAGGCACCUCUGCUCUCUGCAGUGCCCUCCACCCGCGCCCAGUAUCUGGGCGACUUGGUAUUUCAGGCCUGUGCUCCGCUGCUCUGUAUGGCUGCCCUUGAUCGCUCUUCUAGGUUGCCGCCCCUCUGCAGGAAGCAGCAGCGCACCCCAUACCCUUAGCAGGAGUGCAAUGCAUUAAGGUAGAUGUGUGUAGAUCUGCCUCGGGGUGGUUUGGGAGUACCCCAUGCAGUCUGGGGUCUUACACUGUGUACCCUGCCUGGCACCCGAGGCACCCUGUUACCUGGCUCUGGAAGGUGUGAGCCAAGGUACAAACGUGCAGUAUCUGGAAUGUGA
This is a messenger RNA of Meriones unguiculatus (Mongolian gerbil), 2508 nucleotides long. It is a transcript of the gene Lrrc14, whose product is annotated as leucine rich repeat containing 14. Bases 577 to 2064 code for a protein of 495 amino acids. The transcript is spliced from 5 exons. NCBI's taxonomy places the organism in Eukaryota, Metazoa, Chordata, Mammalia, Rodentia, Muridae. Gene Ontology annotation, cellular component: cytoplasm. The record is from RefSeq and is a predicted model, not a curated record. Gene Ontology annotation, molecular function: kinase binding.